UCUUUUCUGAGGCCUACUUUUGUGACUAAAAUUUAAAAAUUGGCUACUUAAGAAAAUUGCCCUAAAAUUUAAUAUUUUAUCAAAAAAUAAAUAAAUCAUACGAUAUAGUUACCCUAACAAGAUAAUUAUGUGAGUUCCCACAUAAAAUUUGUUGGUCAACUGUGUUUGUAUAAAUCAUAACUUACAAAUGGGCUAUAUGUUAAUCAUAGUGUUAGUCGAGGAAAGCGUAAUGCUAGUGUCAACUGGAUCUAAUUGCUCAUUUUACAAUGGGCCAUGAUCUAGUUGUCCUUAAGAUAUUAUGCACUGUGCUAGUUAUAGUGGCCAUUAGCCCAAUAAAGCUCGAAAAUAUAAGGAGACUAUCCACAAUUUAAUGAUUUGAAUAUUAUGACCAAUCGUUACUGGUUACUGUGAAAACAUGAUAUUGGUUUUAAGUUUUUUUACUUAACAAGGUCCGCUAAUUUCCUUCUUUUAAAUCAAGAGAAACGUGAAUUUCCUUGUUUGUUUCCAAAUUAAUAUGAAAAUAAGAAAUUGAUAAAGUAAAAUAAAAGGAGGUUAAGAACAAAAAAAAAAGAGAAAGAAAUAUAUAAAAAAGACAAAAACAAUGAAUUGAAAGAGUGGUCGGAAAGUCGAUUACUUUCUUACAAAAUCUUCACUAACACAAGCUUUUAGAGAGAAAUAGCAAAAAAAAAAGCUAUCAAUCCGCCAUAGCCGAGCUUCCUUCUUUCGUUUCAUAAUGAACCCCCAAGUUAAUAAUGACCGGAAGGAGUUUCCGGUAGAUCCCACGGCAAGGCACGAUUCAUCCAGAGGAGUAGGAGGCAAUGGUGGUGGAGGUGCGAGGUACAAGCUGAUGUCACCAGCUAAGCUUCCGAUCUCGAGGUCUACCGACAUCAUGAUUCCUCCUGGUCUGAGUCCCACUUCCUUUCUGGAAUCUCCCGUUUUCAUCUCCAACAUCAAGCCAGAACCUUCCCCUACUACUGGUUCUUUGUUCAAACCACGACCAGUUCACGUUAGCUCAAGCUCUUAUACAGGAAGACCAUUCCAUCAGGACAGCACCGAGCAAAAGUCCAGUGAAUUUGAGUUCAGACCUCCUGCUUCCACUAUGGUUUAUGCAGAGCUUGACAACCAUAAGAGAGAGCCAGCAGUCCAGUUUCAAGGCCAGGGCUAUGGAUCCUCACACUCACCUUCUUCGAUCAGUGAGGCUGCAGCUAACUCAAGUGAGCUAAGGCGGCCAACUCAAAGCUCAGAUAUUCCGGCCGGAUCUGAGCUAGAUGAAUCAGUCCAGGCAUCGCAAAAUGAUCCGAGGGGAAGUGCACCAUCAGUAUUGGCAGAUGAUGGUUACAACUGGAGAAAGUAUGGUCAAAAGCAUGUCAAAGGGAGUGAAUUCCCUCGGAGCUAUUAUAAAUGUACUCAUCCUAAUUGCGAAGUGAAAAAAUUAUUUGAAAGGUCUUAUGAUGGCCAGAUCACAGAUAUUAUUUACAAGGGUACGCAUGACCAUCCUAAGCCUCAACCUGGUCGACGAAACUCUUGUGGUCUUGGUAUGUCUGCACAAGAAGAAAGAGUAGAGAAGAGCGUGUACAACUUGUCACAAGCCAUUGAGCAAGUUGGUAACCCUGAGGUACCUCCUACAACUGAGGAUGGUGGAGAAGUUGCAGUGUCAAAUAAGAGUAAAGAUGACCAGGAUGAAGAUGAUCCAUAUACAAAACGGAGGAGGUUGGAUGGGACCAUGGAGAUAACUCCACUUGUGAAACCUAUCCGGGAGCCUCGUGUUGUUGUUCAAACUCUGAGUGAGGUUGACAUACUUGAUGAUGGUUAUAGGUGGCGUAAGUAUGGGCAGAAGGUCGUAAGAGGAAACCCAAAUCCCAGGAGCUAUUACAAGUGCACAGCGCCUGGAUGCCCAGUGAGAAAACACGUGGAGAGGGCAUCACAUGAUCCGAAAGCUGUUAUAACAACAUACGAAGGCAAACACAAUCACGAUGUCCCCACUUCAAAGUCUAGCAGCAAUCAUCAUGACAACCAGCCUCGGUUCAGACCAGGUGAAACAGACACCGUCAGCCUCAAUCUUGGUGUUGGAAUCUCGUCUGAUGGACCUGACCACACUUCCAACGAGCGUCAGCAUCAGAAUCAACAACAGCUCAUCAACCAAACUCACCCAAAUGGAGUCGGUUUCAGGUUUGUUCAUGCUGCUCCCGUUGCAUCGUACUAUGCUAGCUUAAACGGCGGUUUGAAUCAGUAUGCACCGAGAGAAACUCAGAACGAGACUCAAAACGGUGACAUCUCGUCUUUGAACCAUUCUUCUUACCCUUAUCCGCAUAACAUAGGGAGAAUACAGUCUGGUCCUUAGAAGACAAAGGAAGCGAGAGUGAUGGAUUCUUAUUAGGUUAGGAUUGGAAUGAGACCUUGUUCUAUAUGAUUCGUCUCUCUCUCUCUCUCUACUGCAGAGAGCUGAUCUUGAUUUGAAAAUAUUAUAACCACCAUAUAUAUUUGUAUGUGUCACCUGUUUUGAGUUCCAAGGAUGUGUUGUAAAAAUACAGUAUGUUGUAUGCUUUUUUCGAAAAACAAGAAACAGCAAUAUGUUAUUACAAA
Molecule: messenger RNA, 2583 nt
Organism: Brassica rapa (field mustard)
Lineage: Eukaryota; Viridiplantae; Streptophyta; Magnoliopsida; Brassicales; Brassicaceae
Product: probable WRKY transcription factor 20
Biological process (GO): regulation of DNA-templated transcription
Molecular function (GO): sequence-specific DNA binding; DNA-binding transcription factor activity
Source: RefSeq, a predicted model, not a curated record